AUGGGGAAGAAGAGGGUGGUUCAAGCGGGUCCAUCAUCUCCCCGGAUCUUAAGAAGCACGAGGCGGCCUGUUGCGGAUGAUGCGAGUCCAUCAUCACCACCUAUUCAAAGAAAUGUGAGGAUGGAUAAUGUUGGUGCAACGAGUUCUUCACAACCACCUCGUGAGAGGAGACAAGAAGUAAGGUGGUUGGAAGAAGUUGGAGAUGAGGUAGCUGAAGAUGAAGAAGAAGAGGAAGAAGGCAGCGAAGAGGAUGAGGCUGAAGAAGAAGAAGAGGGUGAUGAUAUAGGUGAGGUACUCGAUGCACGUUUGGGUUUAGAUGAGCGUUUAGGGGCGAUCGAAUCUAGUGGAUCUGAGCUUAAGAAGGACCAAGAAUAUCUGAAGCGUAAGAUGAAAAGUAUGCAUCGAACAAUAAAGGCAGUUUUGUUUUGUGUAUAG
This is a messenger RNA of Magnolia sinica, 435 nucleotides long. RefSeq lists its product as uncharacterized. The transcript is spliced from 2 exons. The record is from RefSeq and is a predicted model, not a curated record. NCBI's taxonomy places the organism in Eukaryota, Viridiplantae, Streptophyta, Magnoliopsida, Magnoliales, Magnoliaceae. The coding region runs from base 1 to 435 and encodes 144 amino acids.